AAUCGAAGAGUUUGUCUCCUUUUAUUUUGAAAGAGUUUUACUCCAAACACGUCCGGAGCUGCUUCCGGGUGUCGUGCGGAAUUCUCCCGUUGCCAGGUGAGAAUUACGGUGUUCUCGCUUCUGACAUACAUUUUUUUUUUUUUUUUUUGUCACCUCUUGGGGGAACUCGAGUUUUUUGGGGGGUUUUUUUUCGUUUUUUUUAAAGUCGCCUCUAGAAAGGAUGUCUCAGAGUGGUGUUCAUGAUUUAAAGGAAGUGGAGGUCGAGUACAGUCCAUGGGACGAAGCAGCAAAAAUUAUCCAGCGGGCCUGGAGAAGAUAUGUGUGCAAAGAGGUCUUCAGGCAUGUCCGGAAGAUGAUCAGCCAAUGCUAUCAGCAGGAUCCCAGGUCCCUUCUCCGAACCGUCAAUCCUCGAGAGGCAGAGCUGCUCGAUCCUGCGGCAGGCGUGUUCAUCCGAUUUCGACUAGGAGGGGUAAGCUGGUAACAGGGGAAAAGUUGGACAUAAAACCCCACAAAUUCGUAAAAGUGAUAAUGGAAAAAGAUCGUGCGAACGAACCUGCUCAUUUUAAGCUUUUACUUUCCAUUCAGGUCAGUUUUCCUCCUCAGGUCUACUACAAGAUCUUCACCUACCGGCCCAUUGUGGAUAUAUGCGCAAGCAGCCCAAAGGACUACAAUCAGCUCCAGCGCAUGAAGUAUUUGACUGAAGAGAGGGAUCCGACUCUGCAAACGACGGACAGAACGGGCUGGUACCAGCGUGUGGAGAACAACAACUGGAGGCUCUUCAGUUGCAAAGCCAUUACCGAGGAUGAACCCAUAGACUGUUUUGUCACCAAAAAAAUAGACUUUCAUCCGUCGAAGUUGCAGCGGAUACAGGAUGUGAGGAAAUGGAAGAAAAGGAGGAAGAUUGAGUGGCUGAAGCGGAUGUACAAGGAGGGCCGAGAGGAGGAGCAGGCUCUACAGGAGACUCUGGAGGAGCAGUCCGAUCAGUCUGACUUGCUCACAAUAGAGAGGAAAACGGCGAAGGACGUGAUGCUCUCUAUCGAAGACAAAGGAGAAGAUGAAAUACUGGACUGGGAGCUGGACGAACUGUUGGCCUGGACAAGCAGCCUCAACUUUGAGGAGUACAUGGAAGAGUGGAAAAACCAGGCCUGCAGUCACACGUCCGAGCCGAACAAAGAUCGUCCAACAUAACGAUGGUGGAUGUGACUCACAUGGGAGCUCCAGUAACUUAGGUCAAACAGAAUAAAACUAAGAAUGGCAACUGGACUCUGUCUCCAAAAGCUUUACUGGGUAUUUACUACAUUACAUUGCUGCCAUUUGUGUGAUCAAGUUGUUUUUAAUUCACCACUCUCUGUGAGUUUAUGUUGUAAAUAAGAUUAUUUACGCAUCCAAUUUGAACUAUAUUCAGAAUUUGAAUUUCAGAAGAGGUGAGAAAAAGUAAAAAUUCAUCUACUCUUUUCAGUUUCUUUAGACUUAUUGUUCCACAAGUUUUUUUUUUGCACAAACAAAAAUACAAUGUUCCAUUUGUUUAG
Xiphophorus hellerii (green swordtail) is the source of this 1529-nucleotide messenger RNA. RefSeq lists its product as uncharacterized. The transcript has 8 exons. The coding region runs from base 274 to 1188 and encodes 304 amino acids. NCBI's taxonomy places the organism in Eukaryota, Metazoa, Chordata, Actinopteri, Cyprinodontiformes, Poeciliidae. The record is from RefSeq and is a predicted model, not a curated record.